Molecule: messenger RNA, 3948 nt
Organism: Pocillopora verrucosa
Lineage: Eukaryota; Metazoa; Cnidaria; Anthozoa; Scleractinia; Pocilloporidae
Source: RefSeq, a predicted model, not a curated record
AUGACAACUACACCACCUCAAGGUUCAGCGAGUGUUCAAGCGCCGACGCCAUGUUAUGGAAUACAAAGCAAUUUACCAAUUCCGUCGCGAUUGAAUUUGGCAGGAAAUAUUUCAGAAAACUGGAAGAAGUGGAAGCAAGUGUGGGAUUCGUUCGAAAUCGCCUCACGUCUUAACCAGCAAGAAGAUAAAUACCGUGUAGCUACUUUCAUUACCUGCAUUGGAACCGAAGCCCUCGAAGUCUACAAUGGUCUUCCGUUCGAAAACGAAGAAGACAAGGACGUAAUGAAUACAGUUCUGGAGUUGAUGGAGAGGCAUUGCAUUGGCCAAACAAAUGUCAUUUACGAGCGAUACUGCUUCAAUAAUAGAAAACAAGAAAGCGGCGAAUCAUUUGACACGUAUCUCACAGCGCUCAAAACUCUCGCGAAAACGUGCAUUUUUGGUCCACUCACCGACGAAUUAAUUCGUGAUAGGAUCGUCUGUGGAAUUUGUGACACGGGAACUAGGAAGAAAUUACUACAAGAGCCCAAAUUAAAUCUUCAGAAGUGUAUCGAUGUAUGUCGAUCAGCCGAAACAACUGCAUCGCAAAUGAAAGUCAUGAGUGGAAGAGAAGAAGUCAACGCACUCAACCACAAAGAGAAAAAAGACGGCAGAGACGCCAGUCCUAAGUUAGUUAAUUGCAAAUACUGCGGCAGAAAACACGAGAGAUCAAGAGAUAAAUGCCCAGCGUUCGGAAAAGAAUGUGCGAAAUGCGGCAAAACAAAUCACUUCGCCAAGCUAUGUAAACAGAAACUUGGUGGGCGACAACGAAGAAAAGAACGGAUUCACCGAGUGCGAGACGCAAAAACUUCGCAGGAUUCGAGCGAUGAAGAGUACUGCUUCACGAUUUCAUCCCAAAAUCUGGAAGAACAAAGUGUCAAAAGUGUCAGUAGUCAACCCAUCAAAUCGAAAAUCUUCGCAACAAUGGAGAUCAAAGGUCAUCCCGUUCGUUUUCAAGUCGACAGUGGCGCCACCUGUAAUGUGAUAAGCAAAAACGAUUUACCGAACGAGUGCCCGAUCGCGCAUUCGAAACAAGUCCUCAGCAUGUUUAACGGAUCGAAAAUGGAAACCAUUGAAAAGACAGAAGCAAUGGGCCUAACGAUGCAACAAAUAGCAGCAGAUUUCCAUGACGUUUUCACUGGAGAAGGAAAAUUUGAGAAGAAACUUCACUUAGAGUUGGACACAACCAUUGAACCAGUGAAACAGCCGGUUAGAAGGAUUCCAGUGGCAAUGAAACCCAAGUUAAAGCAAGAGCUCACUCGUCUCGAAGAACUUGGUGUUAUCAAAGCAGUUGACACUCCAACAGAUUGGGUCUCAAGCUUGGUACUUGUUAAGAAGCCCAACGGCAAGCUUCGCGUGUGUAUCGACCCUCAGCCACUAAAUAAGGCUUUGAAACGCAGCCACUACCCUCUUCCGGUUAUCGACGAUCUCCUGCCGGACUUGUCAAAAGCUAAAGUCUUCAGUGUGUGUGACGUUAAAAACGGGUUUUGGCAUGUCGAGUUAGAUGAAGAUUCAAGCUAUCUAACAACGUUUGGCACUCCAUUUGGUCGGUACCGGUGGCUGAAGAUGCCAUUUGGCAUAUCACCCGCACCGGAAUAUUUCCAACAUCGUUUGGAUCAAGCCAUCGAAGGCCUUCCCGGUGUGCGCACAGUUGCAGACGACAUCCUCAUCUCGGGUGAAGGUGACACUGUGCAAGAAGCAGUGAAAGAUCACGACAAAAAACUGCUAACUCUACUUGAAAGGUGCCGCGAAAAGGGAGUGAAACUGAACAAGGAGAAGUUCAAGUUGAAGAUGACAGAAAUCCCCUACGUUGGUCAUGUGUUAACAAGAGAUGGACUAAAACCAGACCCAUCCAAAAUAGACGCCAUCAAAGGCAUGAGGCGACCAACAGAUGUGAAAGGUGUACAGCGGCUUGUUGGUCUAGCGAAUUACCUGACGAGAUUCUUAAAAAAGCUGGCAGACAUUUGCGAACCUCUGCGACAGCUAACGCGCAAGGAUGCAGAAUGGCACUGGAGCGACGUCCAUGAGAGCGCCUUUAAGAAGAUCAAAGAAGCAGCUUCCCAAGCACCUGUCCUCCGAUACUUUGAUCCCGCCAAAGAGACUGUACUUCAAUGCGACGCCUCGGACACUGGACUUGGAGCUACGCUUUUACAAAAUGGUCAGCCAGUGGCAUACGCAUCGCGAUCCCUGACGGAUACAGAACGCAACUAUGCGCAAAUAGAAAAAGAACUGCUAGCCAUAGUGUUUGGAGCCGAGAAGUUCAACCAAUACACUUAUGGUCGCAAAGUGAUCGUUGAGAGCGACCAUAAACCACUUGAAGUUAUUUACCGCAAACCUCUCGUGGCCGCCCCCAAGCGUCUACAACGAAUGCUACUUCGCCUGCAGAAGUAUAACCUCGAAAUUGGUUUCAAGCCAGGCCAGCGCAUGUAUCUGGCAGACACACUCUCUAGAGCACCCCUUCCCAACACCACAUCGCGCGAUGAAGUGCUAACCAUCGACAAAGAAGUUGAAGAAAUACAUAUGGUCGAGUUUCUGCCACUCCGCAAAGCUAGCCUAGACGAUAUCCGUAAAGAAAGUCUGCGAGACAGCAUGAUGCAAGCACUUCAGAAAGUCAUUCGAGAAGGGUGGCCUGAGACCAAGAUUGAUCUCCCAAAUGACGUCACGCCAUACUUCAACGUUCGUGACGAGCUAUCAGCGCAAGAUGGAAUUAUCUUCAAAGGAGACAGAUGUGUAGUUCCAAAAUCCCUCAGACCAGAAGUCCUAUCCAGAAUCCACCGAUCACAUAUUGGCGUGGAAGGAUGCUUGAGACGCGCGAGAGAAAGCGUUUUCUGGCCAGGAAUGAACACAGCUGUGAAGAACUUUGUCAGACAGUGUGAAACUUGUCGAACCUUUGAGAUCUCCCAGCAGAAGGAAACACUCCACCCACAUGAGGUACCUGACCGGCCAUGGUCCAAGGUUGGUGUUGAUCUGUUUGAGACAAACAACCGACAUUACCUCGUGACCGUAGAUUACCACAGCAACUACUGGGAAGUCGAUAGGUUGGAGUCCAGUACAACAUCUAAAGCUGUUAUUUACAAAUUGAAGCAACACUUUGCAAGGCAUGGCAUCCCGAACACUGUGUUUUCCGACAAUGGGCCACAGUUUGAUUCGGACGAAUUCAGGAGAUUUGCUCGAGAUUGGGAAUUCAAUCAUUUAACCUCAAGUCCCGGACAUUCGCAGUCCAAUGGUAUGGCGGAAAGCGCAGUCAAGACUGUGAAAAGGCUUAUUAAGAAGGCUAACAAAGAUGGAACAGAUCCUUGGCUCGCGAUCCUCGACCACCGAAACACACCCACAGAAGGCAUGAAAAGCAGUCCAGCACAACGACUAAUGAGUCGUCGAACAAGGACCCUACUCCCAACAAGCGAGAAGCUCCUUAAACCCAAACUCGCCGAAAAUGUCCAAGAAGGAAAAUGGAAGACAAGAACCAAGCAGGCAUUUUACUACAAUAGAAACGCUCGAGAUUUGCCACCACUGAAAACUGGAGACUCAGUGCGCAUUCAGCCCACAAGCAACCCCAAGGCGCCCUGGAAGAAAGCCACUGUUCAGGAACAGGUGAACAUGCGAUCCUACAAAGUCCUCACAGAAGAUGGCUCUGCCCUUAGACGAAAUAGAAGGCAUCUGAAAGCAACUACAAAAGAGUCUCACACGCCAACAACCCAGAUGCCCAAGCAGACAGAACUUCCCUCGCCAUCUAAACACAUUGAACAAGAAACUAACGCCAGUGGUCACUCCAGCUCAGAAGUAGCGAAGCCACAGGAGCCAGCGAUCGAGCAGCCUGCGACUGAUCUAGCAUCGCAAGCUUCCAAAGGCAACCAGACUCGCAGUGGUCGAAUAACGAAGCCCCCGUCCUAUCUGAAAGACUUUGUUCGUUAA